AUGAAGAUAGUUCUGAAUGUAGCUUGUACAUUGGAUCGUUUAGAUAUAGUAAAGUGUAUACUUGAAAAAGUGGAUCACUCACGUUUAGAUAUGACAAAUGUCAUGAAUGAAGCCUGUAGAGUAGGGAACAUAGAUAUAGUCAAGUAUAUACUUGACAAAGUAGAUCACACACUUUUAGAUAUGAAAAGUGCCAUGAAUGAAGAAUAUGAAGCAGGGAACACAGUUAUAGUAAAGUGUAUACUUGACAAAGUAGAUCACACACUUUUAGAUAUGAAAAGUGCCAUGAAUGAAGCAUGUGAAGCAGGGAACACAUAUAUAGCUAAGUAUAUACUUGACAAAGUAGAUCACAAACUUUUAGAUAUGAACAUUGCCAUGAUUAGAGCCUGUGAAGCAAGGAACACAUAUAUAGCUAAGUAUAUACUUGAUCAUGUAGAUCAUGAAAUGCUUGAUGUGAACUCAGCAAUGACUGCAGCAAUUAAAUAUCACAAUCUGUGUAUUGUUAAGUAUCUUUGCAAUAACGUACACAAAAUAUCAUUGGAUAUGAAAGUAGCCUUCAAUGAAGCUUGUAAAGUGGGAAACCUUAAAAUAGUCAUAUCGAUACUUGAUAGUGUGGACCAGUCGCUGUUAGAUAUAAAAACUGCCAUGUUAAAAGCAUGCCGCGGGCCAAAUGAUGAGACGAUUAAACUUUUAAAUCAAAGAUUUGGUGAAAAUAUGUUUGACAUUGAAAUUUUAAUGAAUAAUGCGUGCAGAUACGGAAAUAUUGCCGUAAUUCGAUGGUUGUGGGGUAAUACUGAUAAACGACAUUUGUGUUUCAUGAAGUUAGCAUUGAUUAACGCAUGUAUGAGUGGAAUGAAAGAAAAUGUGGAAUGGAUUUUAAAAAAUGUUGACCAAUCACAGUUCGAUAUUCAAACGUCAAUAACAGAAACUUUUGUAAAUAGAAUCAAUGUUACGGAUGUAAUAAAAACACUUCUGAAUCAUUCGGAUCGCUCAUUAGUGAAUAUGAAUACCAUUAUUGUCGAAGCAUGCGCAAUCGGAAAUAUAACACUAGUUAAAUGGUUACUUGAAACUAAUGAUAGGAACUUAGUAGAUAUUAAUCAAGCUUUAUAUUCAGUGUUAAAUGUCCAUUCCAAAAUAUCCGAAAAUGAUAAUGUCUAUAAACAGUCGGUUACCAGAGAAAAAAAAUCACUAGUUAUGUGGGUAUUAGAGAAAUAUUCACCAUCACUAUUUGAUAUGAAAAACACAGUAAAAGAAAUAUGCCGUAAUGGUUGGACAGACAUUUUACAGUGGAUAUGGGGAAAUACACAGGAUCAUUCACUCGAGAUAGGACCUGCAAUAAAUGUUGCAUGCGUUAAUGGUCAUAAGGAACUUGUCGAGUGGGCCUUAUCAAACAUUGAUGCCAAGUCAUUAGAUACCGAAACCUUAAUGAAUGAAAGCUGUGGGAAUGGUUUGCUGACUCUCGCCAAGUGGAUGUGGGAAAACAUUGAGCAUAAUAAGGUCAACAUGAGAACAGCAAUGAAUGAUGCUUGUGCUUUUUGUCGAAUCGAAACAGCACAAUGGAUCUUGGAAAAUGUUGAUGUCAACCUGCUAGAUACAGGAAAUGUGCUGAAUGAGGCUUCAAAGCAUGGAUGGCUCUCUGUUGUUAAAGAUUUGUUGAACGAUCCGAAUUUAAGUCAGUACGACGUUCGAUCAACAUUAGCAGAAGCGUGUAUGAAUGGACACUUGGAUAUUGUAGAAUGCAUGUUUACAAAAUUUGGGAAAGAUAUCUUAGAUAUUAAAAGUAUAUUACCCGGGUUAUGCUCCAACUCUGUAAAUAAAGAAGUAGCUAAAUUUCUGAUUAUCCAAUUCAAAUAUCAACUUUGUUUGUUUACAAACGUCAUGCCUCACGCGUGCGGAUUUGGUUGGACUGAAGUUGUAGAAAUGCUUUUACAAGACACUGACCAUACAGGAAUUGUUAUGAGGGAUUCUUUGCUAAACGCAUGUAGACAAGGGGAGGUUGAUGUUGUCAAAAUUAUUCUUAGUAAGGUCGAUCAUUCUAAACUCAACAUAGCAGAAGCCUUUAUCGUCGUAUGUAAUCAUGGCUGGGAAGAAAUAGCUGAAUUCUUAUUGAAUGAAAUAGACCAUACAUCAUUUGAUAUGAAAUCGGCUCUGACUGAGGCAAGCCGAAGCGGUGAGGAAGACAUUGUGGAGUUACUAUUUCAAAAAGUUAAACCUGAAAAGUUUGAUAUCCAGAUGGCUAUUGACGCAGCUAGUCAAAAUCAUAUGCACGAGAAUAUAGUGUACCAGUUAUUGCAAAGAAACUGCGAUGCUAAAUUUGAGCAAGACCGACUUAAGAAAAAAGCUAAAGAACAUGAUUGGCCAAAAGUUUUGUCAAUUAUUAGGAAAAAUUCCGAACGAAAAUGA
Messenger RNA from Mytilus trossulus (common blue mussel), 2400 nucleotides. RefSeq lists its product as uncharacterized. NCBI's taxonomy places the organism in Eukaryota, Metazoa, Mollusca, Bivalvia, Mytilida, Mytilidae. The record is from RefSeq and is a predicted model, not a curated record. The transcript has a single exon. The coding region runs from base 1 to 2400 and encodes 799 amino acids. Gene Ontology annotation, molecular function: protein binding.